Molecule: messenger RNA, 624 nt
Organism: Ilex paraguariensis (yerba mate)
Lineage: Eukaryota; Viridiplantae; Streptophyta; Magnoliopsida; Aquifoliales; Aquifoliaceae
Source: the annotation of a GenBank genome assembly
AUGAGAAUCAAAGGCUAUGUGUUUACUUUGUUCUUCGUUUUGGGGGUCAUUCAAGAUUCGAUUGAUGGACGCCCUCUAUUACUGUCCUUAUCCAGACCCCACCCUGAUAGUGCUGCCGACUUCGCUCGAUGGUUGGUCUCUCAGAAUUCCUGGGGCGUCCUCAAUACCAUUGCAAGUGAUUUGGGAGGAGCACCUUUUGGAAAUGUGGUUUCAUAUAGUGAUGGGCUACCCAACAAAGGCAGUGGCAUCCCAUAUUUUUAUUUAACUACCCUUGAUCCAACUGCAAGUAAUGCAUUGAAAGACCAGAGAUCAUCCUUCACGAUCAGUGAGUACCCUAUUGGAACUUGUGGCAAGACGGACCCCGAGAACCCCACUUGUGCAAAAAUUACACUCACGGGAAAGUUGAAGUUACUUGAUGGAAACUCUGAUGAAGUUGAGUAUGCACGAACCGCUUUGUUCUCAAAGCAUCCUGAGAUGAAAGACUGGCCUAAGGGUCACAAUUUCCAGAUCUUCAAGUUGGAAAUCGAGGAUAUUUUUAUGAUUAAUUGGUUUGGUGGUCCUAAACCGCUUACUGUGAAAGAGUACCUACAUAUCGAAAUGAACAAAGUUGCAUUUGUUGUUUGA